ACGAGUGUCACUCUGCCUUGCUUCCUGCGGACCUGCGCUGCUGCUUUCCGGCUCUCAUACACACACGGAUAACCUGUACCGUUGGAAGAUUGUCAAGAUGAAUACGCUAGGAUAAACUCGGGAAAUCAGGAUGUCCAGACACUUCCUUGUGCAGCUACUACCCAGGCUAUGUUUUGUUACCUCUCUGCUUCAUUCAGUUGAAAUAACGGGCCUAAUGGAUGGCCAAGGGCCGGUAUUCGUAGUCGAACCUCCCGCCCGAGUGGACUUCGGCAACAGUUCUGGAGGUCGACUGGAGUGUGCUGCUCGAGGGAGUCCUCAACCCUCUAUUCACUGGACACAAGAGGAUGGCAACCCUCUGCCCACCGUGUCCGGGCUACGCUAUCAGCUCCCGAACGGCACACUCGUAUUUCCACCCUUCUCUAAUUCCGAAUUUCGUAUAGAUGUACACAGAACUUCCUAUAGAUGUGUGGCUACCAACUCGCAGGGACGCAUCGUUAGCCGUGAGGUCCGGUUGAGGGCCAUUGUACUACAAGACUACGAAGUUGAUGUGAGUAGUUCAACUGCUAGUAGAGGAAACAUUGCAGUGUUGCACUGUAUCGUUCCUACAUUUAUACGCGACUACCUCACAGUCACAUCCUGGCUGCAGGAUCAUGCGUUUAACAUCUAUCCUUCCAGCGAUGGAGAUGGAAAGUUUCACAUGUUGCCUAGUGGAGAGCUGAUGAUACUAAAUGUUGGGCAGGCCGAUAGUUUCUCAACGUACGAGUGCCGUGUGACUCACAAACUGACAGGCGAGACUCGAGUCAGUGUGCGGCACACUAGGAUACAAGUAGCGGGUAACACGAAGGAGUGCCGUGUGACUCACAAACUGACAGGCGAGACUCGAGUCAGUGUGCGGCACACUAGGAUACAAGUAGCGGAGCCCCACAAGGCGAGCGCUCCUUUAUUCCUUGAUAGGAGCUUAAGUAUCGACGCUAGAAAAGACGAAUUGGUCAUUUUACCCUGUUUUGCUCAAGGGUAUCCUCCUCCUGAAUACAGGUGGGAACUGCACGACAGCUCGGUCACUGACAGCGAGCACCACUACAUGUCUGGAAAUGGGGCUCUGCUGGUGAUACCGCGAGCUUCUGUUAGCGAUAGUGGCCGAUACUCGUGUAUAGCCUCCAACACUGCCGGAUCGUCACGCUUGGAUGUGAACCUCCAGGUCCAAGCACCACUGGCAGCACACGUCACUCCAACACUCUUGACUGCUGCUCUAGGACAGCCUGCAGCUUUUCACUGUACAAUAUCCGGAAGUCCAGUGAAGAGCGUGGCGUGGACCAAGGACGGCCAGAGCAUCCAGAGCGCCAGCCCUAGGGACAUCCUAAGACUGGGGAUGGUGACGAAGGAGGACCAAGGAAUGUACCAGUGCUUCGUCAGUAACGAACAUGAUUCGGCUCAGUCAUCAGCUGAGUUGCGCCUAGGAGACACGCCUCCACAGAUCGCAUACCGUUUCAUUCGCCAGACUAUCCAGCCUGGGCCUUCAAUCUCGCUAAAAUGCGUGGCCACAGGGAAUCCGACUCCUAACAUCAAGUGGUCUCUGGAUGGUUUUGCUCUUCCCCAGAAUGAGAGAUUUGUGAUCGGUCAGUACGUGCCUACACACGGGGACGUGAUCAGUCACGUGAACAUCACGUCGGUACGUGUGGAGGACGGCGGCAACUACAAGUGCACUGCCACCAAUCGUGUGGGAGAGGCGUCACACAGUGCUGAACUCUACGUAUACGGUCCCCCUCAGGUCCGCCCGAUGGGAGAGAUAUCGGCAGUUGCAGGAGAAUCACUAGUGAUUCGUGAAGCGGACUAG
Messenger RNA from Homalodisca vitripennis (glassy-winged sharpshooter), 1834 nucleotides. Its product is annotated as Down syndrome cell adhesion molecule-like protein Dscam2. Gene Ontology annotation, biological process: homophilic cell-cell adhesion; axon guidance; dendrite self-avoidance. The transcript has 14 exons. Bases 131 to 1834 code for a protein of 567 amino acids. Gene Ontology annotation, cellular component: axon; plasma membrane. Gene Ontology annotation, molecular function: cell-cell adhesion mediator activity. The record is from RefSeq and is a predicted model, not a curated record. NCBI's taxonomy places the organism in Eukaryota, Metazoa, Arthropoda, Insecta, Hemiptera, Cicadellidae.